This is a messenger RNA of Rosa chinensis, 2337 nucleotides long. RefSeq names its product leucine-rich repeat receptor-like serine/threonine-protein kinase At2g14510. The transcript has 9 exons. The record is from RefSeq and is a predicted model, not a curated record. The coding region runs from base 451 to 1962 and encodes 503 amino acids. Gene Ontology annotation, molecular function: protein binding. Lineage: Eukaryota; Viridiplantae; Streptophyta; Magnoliopsida; Rosales; Rosaceae.
UAUCUUCAAAAGCGACACUUCAAAAUUCAAACAGCUCCACAAUGCAACUGACCACAAGUCCCUCUACCAAAACGAAAUUGGCCAAGAAAACCCAAAUAAUGAGUUGGAUGAAUCUCCUUUCCAAACUCUAUUUCCUCGAGUAAUUUCGAAGUUGGUGUACACCAGAUCACCAGAAUAGUAGUGUAUAACUGUAGGAGAAAGGGUGCUAAACCUUUGUUUCUUGUCUACGGCGGUAUAAUGUAGAAGUUGAAGAAUCAGUUACUGAGUGGACCCCGCAACCCACCCACCGCCUCUGACCCGGCCCUCAUUUUCCCGCGUUUUACCAAACCAAUACCUUUCCCCUCCCCCAACUCCACCUUCUUUCUCCCUACUACCGCUCUCUCCUAUUCCUUCCUUGCACAACCCACCCAACCAAACCCAUCAAUUUACUCUUCCCACCCAACCGCCACCAUGCCCCUCCCCCUCCUCCCCCUCCUCCUCCUCCUGUCCCUCCUCCCCAUCUCUCUUUCCCAACCCAAAGGUACUUUGAUCAACUGCGGCGCAGUGGUCGAAUCCAAAAUUGACGGCCGCGAAUGGCUCCCCGACUCCGGCUUCGUCUCCGGCGGUGGAACCCCGAAAACGCUGAACAUUUCAGGCCUGGUCCCUAUCCUGACCACCCUCCGAUCGUUCCCGAACAUUGCCGGCCGGAAGUACUGCUACAACGUCCAGGUCUACCGCAACGCCAAGUACAUGGUCCGGACCACUUACUACUACGGCGGAAUCAACGGCCCGAGCUCGCCGCCGGUGUUCGACCAGAUCAUCGACGGCACCUUCUGGGCCGUCGUCAACACCACCGAGGACUACGUCAACGGCAUGUCGUCUUAUUACGAGGGGGUGUUUCUCGCGCAGGGUAAGACCAUGAGCGUGUGCGUCGGGGCGAAUACGUAUACGGACUCCGACCCGUUUAUAUCCGCUUUGGAGUUUGUGAUUCUCCAGGACUCGCUGUACAACUCUACGGAUUUCAAGUCCAAUGGACUCAGCUUGGUCGCAAGGCACGGCUUUGGGUACAAUGGACCCAUCAUUAGAUACCCAGAUGAUCAGUUUGAUCGAUUCUGGGAGCCAUUUGGAGAAACCAUUAAUGACUCAAGCAAUGCAAAUGUAUCUGUUUCGGGGUUAUGGAACUUGCCCCCUUUGAAGGUUUUCGAAAGCGAGCUGACGACUAACCAGUCCCAACCGAUCGAGUUGAAUUGGCCUCCAAAGCCGGUUCAGGAUGCAAACUACUACAUUGCACUGUACUUUGCGGAUUCAAGGGAUAGAGUUUUCAGCAUAUUCAUUAAUAGUGUGCCAUAUUACAAAGAUUUGAAUGUGACAGAAGCAGGGCUUGUGGUCUAUGCCACCAAGUGGCCUCUUGGUGGUACUACAAAUAUUACUUUGACCCCUUCUUCUGGGUCAGUACUUGGUCCUUCGAUUAAUGCUGGCGAGGCUUUUCAGGUGUUGCCCCUCGGAGGAAGUACUCUUACUCGAGAUGUUAUUGCUUUGGAAAGAGUAAAAGAGAGUCUUGAGAACCCUCCGCCUAACUGGAAUGGUGAUCCCUGUCUUCCCCGUCAGUACACGUGGACAGGCAUUACAUGCUCUGGAAUUCGUGUGGUCUCUUUAAAUCUAACAAAUAUGGGCCUGUCUGGUUCACUGUCACCGAAUAUUGCCAAUAUGACUGCAUUGUCUGACAUCUGGCUUGGGAAUAACAAUUUGUCGGGACCUAUUCCUGAUCUCAGUUCAUUGAAGAUACUGGAAACACUGCAUUUGGAAGACAAUCAAUUCAGUGGAGCUAUUCCCUCAUCGCUUGGGAACAUUGAUAGCUUGCGUGAACUCUUUUUACAAAACAAUAAUCUCACUGGUCAAGUUCCUAACAGCCUUACUGGAAAGUCUGGGUUGAAUCUAAGGAUUUCUCCAGGAAAUUCUUUUUCAGCACCCCCACCUUCUUGAACAGCUAGUAUUGUGCCUGCAUUUUUUCGAGAAACUUGCUCUGAACCUUCAAGCAUAUCUAUGCAUAAAGAGCUUGCAAAAGUUUAAGUUGGAAAUUGACCCUUGUAAGCUCCUUAAUCCUAGAGUCCAGUUCUCAUGCUUUAGCUUUUUUUUUUUUGUUAGUUUUCAUAGGAAUCAAGGUCUUCAAUGAAAUGCAAGAACCUACAGUUUUAUCAUCGAUUGUUCAUGUACUGAGUCAGUGACUCGCUUCUAUUUGUUGAUUUAUUGGCAUAGGUGGUUGAUGCUCUUGGUUUGUGUAUCACUUGUCUUGUCCAUAUUAAAUUUUGUAAUACACAAAUUUUUUCAAAUGUACACUAUGAAUUGUUGUUUGUUAUA